UCUUUGUUUGUAGUAGGAGGACUCCCCGUCCAGCUAGCAGCCAAACAUAUUCACUGUCUUAACUUCACAACUGUAUUUAUUUUUUAACAGGGCCCGUAAGGAUCCACACAGCGGGUUCUUUCCGUGCAUUUUUGCUCCAAUAAGAUGGUCGUUUUGACAACUAACAAUGAAGAACAGGAUUAUAUCCUGAUAGAGGAGCGUAAAUGCACCUCCCUGCCCAGCUCUCCCGCCAAGCGAGUGUCUCCCACCAAAAAGAAGCAGUUCUUUAUUAACCAAGCCAUCCGCAACUCUGACCUCAUUCCCCGAGCCAAAGGCAAGAAGAGCCUCCGCAGACAGGAGAACACGCGCUUUCUUGCCAAUCUUCUUGAGAGGGAUGAAUGCUCCAAAGAUGAUCUGGAGGUUUGCAGUAACCCGGCCAUCCCAUCCAUCUUCACUGAAGCCUGCACCAAUGGAAACUACAUAGAACCUUGGAAUGACUUCAUGAAUUGCUCCGGAGAGGAGCAGGAGAGGCUGUUGUCUCUGCUGGAACAGGAGGAGGCCAAGAAGAAAAACACCAACCGACUCCUCAAAGACCAGAGGAAUGUAAAUCCUGCCUUCACUGCUCAGGACUGCUUCCAGAGAAUUGAUCGCAGGCUGCGAGCCACUCUUAGAAGGAAACAAAUCCCAAUGGGAACUCUGGAAGUACUUGAGGAAAAUCUCCUGAGCUUCUUCAACACUCAACCUCACUCAGUUUACACAACCAACCUCACCAGCAGCUUUGAGAGACUGCUGCUUCACGCCGUCUGCCAGUACAUGGACCUCGUCUCUGCAAGCACCGACAACAACGGGUCACGUCAGACUGAAGUGGUGAACAAACAAGAGGAGUUUCUGCCUCCUGCACUUCUGCUGUCUGCUUACCUGGAGCAGAUGAGCUGAGACCAGGACCAGGCCCUGUUUCCCCUGCAUGGCUCUGCUGCUGGCAGGAGCUCGGAGAGAUGUAGAUAAGGUGCGCAAUCCCUAUGUAGUAGUCUGUGUAAUGUUCAACAAGCUCCACAAACAGCUGCUUCCUUCUGGUUGGUCUCUGGUUUCUGUAGUAAAUUAUCAAUUAAUUUAAUCCACAAACAAAUCAGAGUUCAUCAACCCCUGUAUGUAAGCAGGCUUCGCAUACAUCCGAAAUGUUACAUGUUAGAUAUUAGCGUCAUAGCCUGCUAUCUGUAUGUAUGUUAUUAUGCUGAAGUCAACAUUCAGCUCAAAGCACAGCUUGGCCCGAGUUCAGGAGGUAGACACACAUCUGAGGUAGGCAAAGUACGGGUUAAACUGUUAAAAGUCUGACUGAACAAUGGAGGCCUUGUGGAGAUGCAUUUUCAGAACAUAAUAUGCUCUAGACGUGCCUCUACUCUCAUACUGUUUUUGUGUUUACAUCAUAGUGUUACAGUUAACCAUGUAUCGGCUCUGAUAUCUUACAGUCUGACAUAGCUCGAGACAGAGACUUUAGUAGACCAGUCCUACACAGUGUGACAGGCAGUAAACUCACACUAUCAUUGGCACCUUAACAUCAUGACAGUGUCAUUAUUUAAUUUUCCAUCAGUACAUCCCUAAUUAUUUUUAACAAGUUAAGUUUCUAAAAUAUAUCUUGUAAUUCGAACAUUGCAUCACUGCUCUGACUAUCAGCCACACAAGUUAAUUGAUUGGUGAGGACUUGCUUGUGAACUCAAAUCUGAUAUUCAUUUCAGUAAAGCACAACUUCAUAACAAUAAAUAAUGACAUAGAAAACAUUUAUGGAAAGUUUGCUUGGAGCCCAUUUCUACUGUUUGAAGUCUCAGCUCUGUUCAGGCUGUAUGGACCCUGUAGGGCUGAUAGUGAAUAACAGUUUGUAAAGGUGCUAAGACGAGGAAGGCGCUCUACUACAUCAGGAAAUGCAUCACUGCCCAAAGGAUUAGCCUGUAGGAUUUGUGUAAGUAGUGAGGUAUUAAGCAUGAAUAUUAAUAAUCUCUACAUUAUAUACACAGACACAUCACUGAUCGUCAUAGAUAUAGAAGUAAAUGUCUGUCUGUAAGGGUGUAAAAUAACAGCUUCUAAUAUGCUUGGGAAGCGAAGUCAUUCUUUUAUACGCAUCUCUUUGUUAUGUAUGAGAAGAAACUUGCUCUUUAGGUAUAGCUUCUUCAAGAUCUGCUUUGGGGGAUUUUUUUUACUUUGUGUCUUUCUCUGCUUGCUCUGUCUGGCCUUUUCACUCAUCAUCUGAGGGAUACACUCACAUGUGGCCAACCACACUGUCAAUGCUGAUCAAGUAACAACUCGGAAACAACUGAGCACAGACUGUGACACGAAACAGUAUGUCUUGUGCUUUUUUUUUCUUUAAAGCUAAAACACAUGACAGUAUGACAGCACUCUGGCUGCACAGAUCCAUUGUAGACACUGGCAAACGGCUGCAGCUGCUCCUGUUGUGUUGCUGCUGUGCUGCUUUCACUGCACACUGGUGUAGACAAGGUCUAAAUGUUAUUUCAGUCAAUAUUCAAAGACAAGAUAAGGAACUAUACUAUUGUUAAAAAUUGCUUGUGUCCCUGUAAUUUUUGAUUUAUUGAUGGUUUUUUUUUGCAACAUGCAUAAUGUUUACUGAGUUUACACUAAACACAAAAUUACAACUUAAACAGCGUGUGUCUUACAAGAACUGGUACUAUGGUUUAAAGGUAUACUGUAUGAACAGUAGAUGUGUUACGAUAAUGGAAAAAUAACCACAUUUAAGGUGUUUUGAUGGUAAAGACCUGCUGAGUUUUGACUCUCAGGUGUGUGUGUCAUCUCAAUAAUAACAUUUACAACCCCAGAAAAGCACUUCUGCCUUAUGAAUGAAGUUUCUAUGUUUUUUCUGUACAUGUAUUUCUACAUUUGUACUUGACAAGAUUUUGGAAACACUUAUCCAGGUUAUUUAAAAAAAAAAAAAAAAAAAUCUUAUCCCCGAUUUUCUUUUCAUGCUGUUGUCAGCAGUGUAACAAAACUUGAUCUAUUGGUGCAUUUUGUCAACAACCAAAGUUUGUGCAUUUGUUGUGUGGAAAUCCAACUUCUCAGGCUUUCGAUUUCUCACUCUGAAUGUCAUGUAGUGAUUUCACAUGGUGUCAUUUUCAGUGUACUGUAUACUCUCAUCAAGAUGAACUUGUUUGGCACUGCCAACUUUUUAAAUACCUGAAGAAGUAGUUGUGCUGUAAAUAAUGAACUCAGAUAAUUGACUUGUGCCAACAUUUGGGUUGAAAAAGCCUAUAAUCAUCUGAAAGCUUUAUACACUAGAUUGUAACAUCUUUAUGUAUGUAUUGACGUGUGUUACGGUACCUAUUUAUAGUUAUCACUGCAACUAUUAAAGGAUUUAAGAUA
Molecule: messenger RNA, 3342 nt
Organism: Seriola aureovittata
Lineage: Eukaryota; Metazoa; Chordata; Actinopteri; Carangiformes; Carangidae
Gene: r3hdm4
Product: R3H domain containing 4
Exons: 8
Coding region: 145-915 (256 amino acids)
Molecular function (GO): nucleic acid binding
Source: RefSeq, a predicted model, not a curated record